AUGGGAAGUGAUUGGGGAUGCAAGAUCACUAGACACAAGGUGUUCGAGGAAUUCGAAGAGUUCAAUGGCUCAUCUGAUGUUGCCUCUGGAGAUUCAUCCGAUGAUUUCAAAAAGCUCGAAGACGAUUCAGAUUCAUCCGGGGAUCUUUCUGAGGAUUGGGAAGAUAUCGAGGAACCGGCGGCCAAGAGGGUUAAGCAGUGA
Molecule: messenger RNA, 201 nt
Organism: Sclerotinia sclerotiorum 1980 UF-70
Lineage: Eukaryota; Fungi; Ascomycota; Leotiomycetes; Helotiales; Sclerotiniaceae
Exons: 1
Coding region: 1-201 (66 amino acids)
Source: RefSeq, a predicted model, not a curated record